UUUAACAUGGAUACAUUGAUCAAAAUUAGCAAUGUCUUUGACAGUGUGAAGAAAACAGUGAAGGAUAAGAAUACAUCUAAUCGUCUUCAAAGUCUCAAAAAAGAUAUAUUACUUCUCCAAUCGGAACUUCUUAUAUUAGGUAAGGAAAAUCAUGGCAUGUAUGUAAGAUCUUUGGCAAUGGAAGGCUAUCUAGCCUUACUUUCGGCGAAAACAAUGCCUUUGUCACUUACCGAGAAAAAGAAUAUAUUGACUGUAGCUUUCGACAAACUCAAACAGCAUGCUUUACGCGAGGAAUCCUUAUUUAUUUUCCUUAGAAUACAAAAUUUACUUUGCUAUUUUCUAAUACAACUGGACGAGAUAAAUCAAGCUAAAGAUAUCCUUGAGAGUAUAGAGGAAAUGUACGAUAAUAUUAGUAAAUCUAAAUCGGAUAUUUACAUAGAUGCUGAAGAUUUGUUCACAUCUGAACCGAUCUGCAACAUAAAGAGAAUGAACCCAGAGAAAAUAGACAAAUUAAUAACAAACAAUGUUCAAAUGUUAGCAUUCCUAUAUAAUAAAUUGAAUCUUUCCCAAAAAUAUACACUGUAUAACCAUACAGCACUUAGAAGACAAUUGGAAAUGAAAGAGGGUACUCCCCAAGAUUGGGCCUUACGCACUGCUAGACUAGGUAAUUAUUUCACUUACCUCAAUCAACUUGGCAAUGCCCGACACCAUUUGUGUGCUGCUUAUCACAUCCUGCGAACCUGUCAUGAUAAUUGUAAACUCAUGCCAGAAGAAUUCGUUCUUCAGAAGGCGGAUUUUGAGAUGCAUUUCUUAGAGCUAAGUCAUCACUGGGUUAAAUAUGGACUCUCGCUGUUUAAAUUAUCAAGAAAAAAGAUUUUAACCCGCUUCUUUUCACAACAUGCUUCUGGGGGGUCUGGGGCUGACUUAUGGAAAAGCGUCGACUUUCUAAACGAGAAUUUUGAUGGUACCGAAACAGAUAAAGAAAACAGUAAGGAUUCUGGAUCAGAAAAAUACGAUAAAGGUGAUUGCUUAUCCGAAAAAGUUUAUAGUUUCCCUUCUUUAGACCUCACAGAUAUUGAGAAAAAAGUGCCGUUGGAAAUUAUACGCAAUGCUGACGAAGCUCGCAAAUUGUUUUCUUUUACUCAUAAAUGGCUGAAGCGUGCCGAGAACUAUUAUGAUUUUGAACAUUAUUCAGCCCAAUACAUAUCGUGUUCGCUACAACUGGCAGAACUAUAUGAACAUCUCGCGUUUUUCGAAAAGAAUAUUGACAAUCAAUAUAACAUACAAAAGAGAAGGGCGGAUGUACUGGAAACGCUCAAUUCAUUGUUGAAAAAUUGCGAUAACGUUAUGUCGAUACAGAUAGAUGUUAUAAAAGAACUGUCCCAAGUCCAACUUGAGCUAAUGGCACUUAAUUUACAGAAACUUUGGCGUGAAGAAUCACAAACGAACAUAUUAAACUUAGAUACCGAUACGGAUUCGAUCAUAAAUUCUCUUCAUUCUGAAUCCAACAAAACCUUGACAGAAAAAACAUUAAAUACGAGUUCUAAAAAUAUUUUUUUGCGAAAAAUGGCAGCCACUACCUCGAUCAAUGGCAAACUGUUUCGGCUUAGCGGGCAGAUAGAUCCGAGAACCCCAUCAGAGUUGAGUUUCGAUUAUGAAUUACUUAGAAACUCAUGAAUUUAAUGUUGUAAUA
Molecule: messenger RNA, 1693 nt
Organism: Pararge aegeria (speckled wood butterfly)
Lineage: Eukaryota; Metazoa; Arthropoda; Insecta; Lepidoptera; Nymphalidae
Gene: L130
Product: KIF-binding protein-like
Exons: 1
Coding region: 7-1677 (556 amino acids)
Source: RefSeq, a predicted model, not a curated record